This is a messenger RNA of Pocillopora meandrina, 9607 nucleotides long. The record is from the annotation of a GenBank genome assembly. NCBI's taxonomy places the organism in Eukaryota, Metazoa, Cnidaria, Anthozoa, Scleractinia, Pocilloporidae.
CCUUGUAGCUUUGGAGGUGGUGGGGGUGGUAGUAGAGGAAGUGGCCGAGGUGGUUUUGGUGGAGGAUCAUUCAGAGGGGGGGGUGGUGGAGGAUUUGGUGGCAAAAAAGACAAGUUAAACAACAGCCCAGGACAGCAUCUUAGGAAACCAAAGUGGGAUCUAGAUGCCCUGCCCAAAUUUAAGAAGGAUUUCUAUCGAGAACAUCCAAAUGUGCAAAACAGAUCCAUGGUAAGAAUGAUUCCAAAAUUUUCUCUGAUUUACUUUGAUUCAGUGUGUUAGUGACUUAAUUUUCAAGAAUCUGUGAAAGUUCAUGAAGUGUGCAAUAGUCAGUUACACAGCAGACCUCCAGACAAAUACAAGCCUCCCUUCAUUGUUAAUGGUAGUAAAGGUUUGUUGAACUUGAUCAUUAAUAUUGUAUAUCCUUUGUUAAACAUUUUCAAUAGAGCAGAGUUAAAACACCUCUUGAUUUUGUAAUUUUAGCAAGAAGUUGAGGAAUACAGGAGACGUUCUCAGCUUACUGUUCAAGGGAGGAAUGUCCCUAAGCCAGUAGUAACAUUUGAAGAAGCUAGUUAUCCAAGUAAGUGUUCUUGAUUGGUUAAAAUAAAUAGUAACUUUUAGGGCAGGCAGUGUGCACACUCUGAUUGUGUUGCGUCAUGGUUGUAAUACAAAAAGUGAGUUAUUUGCAUCCUGACCUGGUUGAGUGAACACCUUUGGGUGGCAGCAUGGUAGCGUGAAUAUGAGUGGAAUGUAAUGAGGAUUCACUGUCUGUAGCCAUUCCUUGAAAGGUUAAACAGUGUUUACAGGCCUGUGCAAUUCCUGUUAUUCCUCCAUGAGGAAUUUGACUCUUAGGAGGCGACUGACAAGAUUCAGAAAGAAUCGCAACUGUAGUCUUGCCUAAGAAACUACACAAAUGGUAGCAGUUACAUUCACAGCCAAUGGCUGUGUGAAUAACAUUAAAUUCAGAAAAUACAUUCUUAGACAUGAGUUAUUUAUUAAACACAUUACAGACACCUUUGAAUACAAGAACUUUUUUUGUGUCAUCCACCUGGCGUAAAUAUGGGAUUUGUCAAAGAAGCCCUUCACCUGCUAAGAGCAAAUUCGUCAUGCUCUACGUUUAAAAACGUGCAGAGUUUCUUAAUAUUCUUAAAGAAUAGAGGAUACUUUUAUCAAGGUUGUAAGAAACAUAUCUCCAAAGUCAUUUUCUGCAGGAGAGAAAAAACAACAGAUGCACAUAGGAGAAAAUUUAUAUUGCCUUUUGUAAUAAAAUUUCAUCCAACUUUGUUAAACCUCUAGAACGUACAAAGGGGGAAAUGGCACUUUAAAACUAAUCCUUAUUAUCGCAUCCCAAAGGAAAAUCAUUAAAAGAUAUCCUCAUAACAGCUUAACUUUGAGGGCAGAAGUAGUAGUUCAAGGGUUGGCAUCAUUUUAUUCUGACAAAUUAUUUUCUCCCUCAAUGUUAGUACUUUAAGUUUUUGAAAUUUAUUUUUAAAAAAAACUUUUCUUCCAUCAGUUAAGUGUGCUUUAGACUUUUCUGGACAGUUUUUACUUUAAGCAUGACUGCAACAUAUUGAAAUAUGUUGUUCAUUUUGUCUCAAACAUGUGCUAAAGAACAAAUUUGAGUCCUCAGCAAGGAAUCAAACCCUAGACCUUUGAAUGGAAGAGGAUUUGGCUGUAGUUGGUAUUUAGUGUUAAUUGCUUUCUAACACUAAAAUUAACAACCUGCUCUCUUCAGAUAAUAUCAUGGAUACAAUAAGAAGUGAAGGAUUCCAAGAACCAACAGUAAUUCAAGCCCAGGUAUUCUUAGAUAUAUAAACAAUAACCUCUAUUUGGCACAAAAGUAUGCACAGAUGUUUGUCCAUGGACAUUAUCUGUUCCAAGAUGUGAACAGUUUAUUGAGAAUGAAGCCAGAGGAAAAGUGGGAGCUUGGAGGAAGGGCAAAUAUACAAGCAUAGUUUUGCACAAGAUAGAGGCUUUUGUGUUUUUCCAAGUAUUUUACAAUAGAUAAAAAAUGUUUAUGAACAGCUUACUUUUUGUUACAUGGAAAGUUUUCUUUUGAUUUUUUUUUCCAGUACAACUUAAUGAACAAACAAAUAUUCCUCCCUUCUGUAACAACCAUAAAAUGCUCUCUCAUCUUGAAUUAUAUUUCAAACAAAGAAUUAUCAUAGUGGACAUAAGGUUUGAAAGUCAGGGAAUAUCACUCGGGUGAUAUCCUCAGUUAUCCUCCAGUUUUAGUGGGGAACUAUUUGGUCAUGUAAUGCACUUAAACCAAUCAUGCACAAACAAAAAUAUUUAAUGGAUCAUAAACAUAUAUAUGCAGUACUGCCUGCGUGUAUUCUAGCACCUAGAUGAACACUCAUUCCCUGUAAUUUGGGGAAUUUUUAUGCAUAUUUCUUGUGUGUGUGGUUACCCACAUGCAGUAGAAAUUAUACAUAUGCAAUGUCCACACUCAAAUGCAAUCUUAAGUCCUUUUUUGGCAUUCAGUACAUCCAUAUGCAUGUGCUCUUUCCCAUGGAAGUAAUUGCUGUGGGAAUCUGUAUCUGCAGGGCGUGAAAUUAAUUUUUUUUUCUGAUAGCCACUUGGCUCCUAAAUUUUUCAAAGUGGUAGCCAAUUCAAAAAAGUUGGUCCCCAUUUUUAAAGACAAACAAGACCUUUUUUUACACUGUCACUGUUCUAGAUAGACCUUUCAAAAUUAAGUUAGGAAAAGGAUCUUCAAUGUGCUACAAAGUGGACACUAGGAUGGAUGAUGUACAACGUUCAAGCUCAACUAAACCCAAGAUGGCAUCUAGUUAUCUAUCAAGAUACAUGUGCUGCAUUUUGGAAACAAACUUAACGAGGAAGUUUGCCACAGAUUUAUCUUUGCUAAUCUUUUUAAUUCUCUAUAUCUCUAAGUAAAGUUACGAUGAAGCAUUCUAGUCGCCAAUUUGGCAUCUAAUUUUUAGGAUAUGGUUGCCAAAGUGAAAAAUUUAGUUGCAUUGGGGCCUGUAUUAGGUGCAAUUUCAUGCCCUGUAUUUCUAUUUGUGGGAGCCUGUAUUUCACAAUUUAUUUAAUUAAUUUACUUUGAAAAAUGGUAAAAUCCUGUUGCAUUCUUAAUUACAUACAUGCAGGUGCUUGUUGUGACAUGCAGUAUGCUUGUUUCAACCUUGCACUACAUGGAGAUUACAUGCACAUCAUCUAAUGCUGCAUUGUACAAGAUUACUUCUGUAUUUAUUCAUCAGUUGGGAGUUCUCUACUGGGAAAACUGUGCCCAAAGUCUUAGAUACCAUCCAGGUCCACAAAUAUUACCUAGUUAUUUGUCUUGUUUGCUUUCUUUUAGGGUUGGCCAGUUGCACUAAGUGGAAGGGACCUUGUUGGAAUUGCACAAACUGGAUCAGGAAAAACUAUCUCUGUAAGUUGUACUGAUUCUUUGCAGUGUAAGAAAUGCUAAAUAAUUGUGAUCAUUGUUUUUUACUUGUUAUUGAAUUGCAUUGGUUAACUGCAAUACUCUAUUGUUUGCCUUCCUCAGUUCAUUUUACCAGCAAUAGUUCAUAUCAAGCACCAACCUCUUGUCCAGCGUGGAGAAGGUCCAGUGGUAAGAUUAUUUCGUUAAUGAUUUGGAAGCUCUUUGUUGGAAGUUGAGAUAAACCAUGACCAGGAACUUUUUUUUAGAACUGUUGAAGUAGAAUUAAAACUGAUGAGUGUGAUCUAAAGAGUUUUUUUUUUAACUUUCAUUUUUGAAGCCAUUUUAGUUUUGGAGACUUACUAUAGAAAGGAAAUUGCAAAGUCAGUGAAUACAACUGAUUAAAGAAUAUAUUCUGUCAAAAGAUAUGCUAAUUAGAGUACUAGCCAUAUGCCUAUAACAGGGCAUUUUGAAAGAACAAAACUUGACAUUCCAGUUUCCUUUUUUGAGUAUUCUUGGUUAGCAGUGGUUUAUCUUUGCUAAUACACAUUGCUCGGUCAAAUGGAAAUGGCACUGUUAUUUUCCUAUUAGGCUCUUGUCCUUUGUCCUACAAGAGAAUUGGCACAGCAGGUGCAAACUGUGGCCUUCCAGUAUGGUCGCAAUACCAAUGUCAAAAGUGUGUGCAUCUAUGGAGGGGCACCCAAGGGACCCCAAAUUCGUGAGCUUGAAAAAGGUGAGGUAGCCAUAACAACAUAUGCACUACUCAAAAGAUUCUGGUGUUAAUUCAAAUUUUAUUUUUCAGUAGCUGUGUUCUGAGAAGUAUUAAACUACAGAAGUGUCAAUCAAAGUUAAUUUAAUUUAGACUUAAAAUUGAACUUCUGAAUGUAGGACUUACUUGCUGGAAAGUUUGUCCAGAAUAAAACUUUCCAUUCAGGAUGCCUGGAUAAACUGAAUUUCCUAAAUAUCUUUUUUAAAUGUACCAACUUAGUGAAUAGUUAAAAGGUGUAAGUGUUUGUAGAGUCCCAGUUAGUGGGUUUUCAUUCUUUUUCUGCUAUGAACCUUGUGUGCUAUCAUCAAUUCUUGUACCUGGGUUUAGGGUUAGCAACUUAGUUCCUGGUAAUGAUGUGUCCUCAUCUUCUAUGAGAAUUUUUUCUGUUUACUGGAGACAGGGAUGGGAGUCUUUGAUUUAUGUUACCUCUACUAUUCCUGGUUUCAGGGGUGGAGAUAUGUAUUGCCACACCAGGAAGAUUGAUUGAUAUGUUGGAAGCUGGCAAAACAAACUUGCGACGCUGCACAUUUUUGGUACUUGAUGAAGCAGACAGGAUGCUUGACAUGGGCUUUGAACCACAGAUCAGGACAAUUGUUGAACAAACAAGACCAGACAGACAGACACUCAUGUGGAGUGCUACAUGGCCCAAGGAAGUGCAAGGACUGGCAGCUGAUUUCUUGCGGGACUGUGUUAACAUCACAGUUGGCUCAGUGGGGCUCACUGCUAACCACAAAAUCUUACAGAUUGUGGAUGUUUGUGAUGAAACUGAAAAAGACUACAAGUAAGUUGAAAGUUUGUCUUUGCAUAGGAAGUUCUAAUUACCUGCAGAUAAAAGUUUUUUCUGGAGAUGAAGUUUGUUCAUUUGUCUCACAAUAGAGUCACUUUAGUGAUCUACAUCAAAAGUGACUACAUCAUGAGACAAACAAACAAAGUUUUUUCCGUCUUGCACACAAACUUUGAAAUUUUUUUUUUGCAAAUAUUGAUUUUAUUGCUUUUUAUCUGUGUGUAGAACUUAGAGAACAGGCUUUAAGUCAUCUUUGCCCCCUAUGUUUCCAAUGGUAUAAAAUCAAGAGUAAUAGUUGAACCAUAAUAGCUCAACUAUAACGACUCAGUAACACAAUUUUUAUUAUUUUUACAAGGUUGAUCAAGCUUUUGGAAGAGAUAAUGGGAGAGUCUGAAAACAAGGUAUUCUUGUCGUUUAUAUAUAGAUUCGUAAAGGUGAAAGAAUGUAUCUGUGGGUUCUAUUUUCCUCUGUUGUAUUUCUAUUAAAUUUGUAUGUUUAUUGUAGUCACUCAUUUUUACUGAGACAAAGAGAAGAGCAGAUGAACUAACAAGAAGGAUGCGUAGAGAUGGGUAUGUGUUGCUUUCUACAUAAUACAUGUGGAAGGAGGUGUUAUCUGUUGGAUUGAGCAGCUGAUGAAUUAAAAUUUCAUUCCUGAAAUUUUCAUGUUGACCAUUUUGAAUUCCUCGUUACUGAUGCUCUCUGCUAAUGUGUAGUCUGCUGUGUUUUAGUCUUUCCGGUUAUAUUUGUUUAAUAAUUACAAUUAUCUGUUUACUUCCCUUGAUGUAGAUGGCCAGCAAUGUGCAUUCAUGGGGACAAAUCACAGCCUGAAAGAGAUUGGGUAUUAAAUGGUAUGUGUGGCUUUAAGCCUUGAUUAGGUGAAUGAGAUGUGUCCCUGGGAGAGACACUAAACUUUUCUAUUGCCUUCCUCCAUUCACUAUUGUAAAUAGGAACUGGAAAACUUUCAGGGAAACUUGAUGGAUUGCUGGGGAUAGUCUGUAAUGAAUGUGCCUUCAUUUAGGAGGGAAGCAACACUCCUUGUUGUUUCAUGUUGUGGAACUGUAAUUUGUCCUGUGGCUGCUAGGCAUAAAGGUUGACUGGACAAAAUUUUAUUUUUGAAUUAAAGAGCCAGGAUAAAUGCAUUAAGAGUUAAAAGUAUCCACAUAAUUUAUUACAUAAACCUGUCAUGGAACUUAAAAUGGAAAGGAAUGUUUAGAAAUGUUUGGGAUAGGGUUUAACAGCCCUCUCAGGACUAGAUAACAAGUUGUGCUAGCCUAAUUAGUGUAUUUACAAAUAAAAUGAACCUUCUAGAGUUUGACUUCUUUGUCUUUUAAAUUUCAGAGUUCAGGAAAGGUAAUGCUCCUAUUCUGGUUGCUACUGAUGUUGCCUCCAGAGGACUAGGUUUGUAUAUGUUUUUCUUACUAGUUAACCAGCACAGCGAAAAUUUUGGGUUUCUUUUUUUUACCUAUGUUAAUUAGCUAUCUAAUUAGUUUUAUUACAGUGAUAAAACAUAAAUGAAUCUUCUGGAGUGUAGUGGCUUUUGUGUUGGUCUUUUUUUCAACUGUCUUAUUUACUAACUCUACAUUCUAUUUUUUAAUCCCAGAGUAGGAUUAUUCUUUUUAAUCCGAGGGUUCAUCAUCCUUGCUGUGGUUACUGUUUUCCUUGAUUGGAGGGAACUGUGCAUGACCUUGGUUUGUCAGCUGAGCUGGAGGGAAAGGAGCAGUUUCAAUAACUCCUUCUUUUUUAAGAUGUUUAGCUUGCAUAGAUACCAGAAUUUUCUUUCCAUAAAAGUGUAAAAAAUAAAUUUUACUUUGCAAUCUUGUGGGCCACUGUCAGAAGCACUUAUGCAUACAGCUAUAAAAUAUCCUACAUCUCAGGAAAUUUCUCAAGUUACAGAAACAACUGGCGAAAUAGAAUUUUCACAAUAGGAGAACAUUUAUUGCUCCAGAUACUUUUUAGUUUGCUGUGGUAAAAGUUUGUGUUCUGGUAGGAAAAUAUAGUGCCUCCUCUUUUUAGUUACUUGUGGUGGCAAUUGCAUUCAUGAAUAGCUACUGCUAUCUAGAAUGCUGGCUGCUGGUCUUAUUUAUCUGUGCUUCCAUGAACAUGAGACUAGAAUCAAAGCUUGAAUUUCAAUUAAACUGUGUUGAAGAAAGAGCAAACAGUGGAGUUGUGUUUGAUGGUUGUACAGAUGGAGUUAGGUUCCACAGUAAUGUAAACAUUUGUGGGUCCUGGCAGAUUCAGCUUUUGUUGCAUAAAUGUACUAUCUGUACAACCUCAAGCUCUUAAGUCAAAGUCCAGUGCUCUGACUUACUAUUUCCUUGAAAACAACUCCAGUGUUAAAACAUCAAAGGCAACUUGCUGUCAGCUUAGUAUUUAUUUUCCAUCCAAACAAUUAAUGAAGAUGUCAAUAUUAAUAAAGCACUGGGCUUUGACUUAUACGUUCAGUGCAUUAGGUCAAAAUUUCUCUGUUUUGUAUACAGAAAGUCUCUUAUGCACAUGUUAUGUAACUAAAAUGGAGUUAAAAAACCUGCAGGUAAAUUUACUAAUUCUGUUGCACCUUAUCCUAUAUCUUCUAUGUUGUGUCGCAAUGUAGUGCUGAAUCAAAAGGGCCCACAAAGUUUGCAUUCUGUUCACCUUAAGCAGCAGGCAGAUAUGCCUGCAUUGCUUUUAAUGUGUCAAAGAGAAACCCUCUUUUCUGUUCCUUCCCUCCCAAUCAUCUGGACGCGCUGAGUCAUGGUUUGGUUCCUGCUUCAAGUGUAACCUGGUGAAUAUUUUUUUAUGCCGGCUCCCAGAGCAGAAAUGAUAGCUCUAGUAUUCAGGCAAGUUUGUUUGGAGAAGUACCAAAUUGGUGGUCAAAUUGUAUGUUUGGUAUAGUUCUGCACUGCUUUGAAAACUGGUGGAAACUAUUAGAAUUGAAAUAGGAAUUGUGAACCAUGUUAGUCUAGUUUGAUCUUUUAAGUAAGAGUAGUCCUGAACUUGGCUUAUGUUAUAGUUAUGACUGGUACAAGUUAUUAAGUCAUCUGUAAGUUGUUGUCAUCAAUUAGUGGCAUCAUACAAAUGUUGUUUUCACAACAUUUACCCAUAAACAAACUAAACAAGGCAACCCAUCAAUUCUGACAUAAAAACUGAUCAAUUAGGUGGACAGAAGUUUCUGGAGUCUUGUGCCAACCACAUCACAGUAGAACUGACCAGGUGAUUUCCACAGACAAGACUAAUGAUUCUUUCUUGACAAACAACUCUCAACUUUACUCUGGUGAUGACUUAGUGCAGGUUGAAAUGUCAGUUAUCACUAGUGACAGCAGUUAUUUUCAGGCCUACUCUUACUUGGACAAUCAGACUACACAAUCAUCUCUGUUGGGUUCAAACGAUCUACUUCACAUGAGUACUAGGAGCUCUUUUCUAAUAUCUUGUGAGAAUUAGGAUUAGGGAGCUGGCAUUUGGUUUUGAUGCCCUCUUUAACUGAAAGCUCAUCUUAGUGUUCAUUUCAUGACAAGAUGUCGAUUCAUUGCAUUAUAUAGAUAUUUCCGACAUCAAAUUUGUCAUCAAUUUUGACUUCCCAAGUUGCUCAGAAGAUUAUGUGCAUCGCAUUGGAAGGACAGCAAGGUCUGAUCGCACCGGGACCUCAUACACUUUCUUCACUGUUGGAAAUGCCAAGCAGGCUAAAGAUUUAAUUUCCAUUUUGAAGGAAGCAAACCAACAUGUUAACCCAAAGCUAAUUGCACUUGCAGAACAAGCAAAGGGAAUGUUUGGUAAAGGUAAGCAAGCCUACUGUAUGUUGCUCCUCUGCCUAAAUGUUGCCACAUGUAGCUUACAUGUCAUUGAUUAAAAGAGAGAAGUUUUUUCUUUAAAUAAGUAAAAUGUUGGUCAGGUGGGUUAUUUAGGCAUGGUUUGGUUGUAUUGUAAGGUUGGUGAACUAUUUUUAAGUUACUUAGAAGACAACAGUAAAUAAAACUCGUGUAUUGUGUCGUCCAUUUAACGAGGGGUUGUCAAUGUGCCACUUGUCCUAUAUUUCUUAAAUAUCACGCAAUGAAGCCUUUCAUAUACUCUCCCCCUCCACUUCUCCUCCCAUUGUGCCACCUUGAACUUCCCAAAUUUGGCACUAGUUGUUCUUUAGUUUUUCUAUUAUUUUUCUUUAGGGCGAAGUCGUUUUCGUGACAAAUCUGCACUGGGGAAUAGUGGUCACUUUAACAGGAACAACUAUGGGGAUUCCCGCAGUGAUUCAAGGAGUAGUACUGGAAGCAGAUCAGGGGGACAUUCAAGCUAUUCAGGCGGAGGUCGGGGUUCCUCUGGCAGAGGUGGCAGUCACAUGUCCAGUGCCAACAAGUCAUUCAAUUCCAACCGAAGUCAAGACUCUCGUGGGGUAAGGAGUCACUCACAACAGAAUGGCUCAUGGAACCAUAUGGGAACACAACAGCACAAUAUGAUGGGAGGGGAGGAGGAGGAGGAGGAGGCUACAAUAAUUACAGCAAUUCAUAUGCACACCAGGCACCUCCUCCACCUCCACCAGGUCCUCCUCCUUCCCACUCAAAUCCACCCCAGCCUCUCAUGCAACAGCAGCAGUACAACCAAACUACUACAUACUCUCAGCCAUCCUACCAAGCUUACCAGCAACAAGCUACAAAUGCUGGGCAGGGACAAGUACAGCAGACUGCAGGGUGGUCUUAAUCAAGAGCAAAGCUAA